AUGACUGAUCUAGGCAAAUUUCACUAUUUUCUUGGUAUUGCUAUUAACAGGGACACUAAUGGGAUGUUCUUGAGCCAACAAAACUACGCAGCCGACAUCAUACAUCGGGCAUGGAUUACAAGCUGCAACUCAACCUCAACACCGGUUGAUACAUUUUUGAAACUUCCCGCUGCGGUUGGACCUCCGGUUGUCGACCCCACCCUUUACCGUAGUCUCGCUGGUGCUCUCCAAUACCUCACAUUCACCAGACCAGACAUCACCUAUGCCGUUCAACAAGUCUGUCUCCAUAUGCAUGAUCCACGUGAACCUCACCUUAACGCUCUAAAACGGAUCAUCCGCUACAUCAAGGGCACCAUCACACACGGCAUCCACUUAAAACCAGCUUCUAUCUCCACAAUCACGGCUUACACGGACGCCGAUUGGGCAGGCUGCACAACAACACGCCGUUCGACAUCUGGGUAUUGCGUCUUCCUCGGUGACAACAUCGUUUCAUGGUCAUCGAAACGACAGCAAACCGUCUCCCGCUCUAGUGUCGAAGCUGAGUACCGUGGCGUCGCCAAUGUCGUUGCUGAAACAAGUUGGCUUCGAAACCUCCUCUUAGAACUACACUGUCCCAUCUCCACCGCAACGAUCGUUUAUUGUAACAACGUAAGCGCCGUAUAUCUUUCAACCAACCCUGUCCAACACCAACGCACUAAGAACAUCGAAAUCGAUAUCCAUUUUGUACGAGAACGAGUUGCUGUUGGAGACGUACGUGUCCUGCAUGUCCCCUCUGCAUACCAAUAUGCUGACAUAUUUACAAAGGGGCUAUCCACUCCUCUAUUCACAAAUUUUCAAUCCAGUCUACGCGUUCAGCCACCUUACGCUACGACUACUUACGCGGGGGAGUGA
Messenger RNA from Camelina sativa (false flax), 891 nucleotides. The record is from RefSeq and is a predicted model, not a curated record. Lineage: Eukaryota; Viridiplantae; Streptophyta; Magnoliopsida; Brassicales; Brassicaceae.